AUGCCUGGGUCGCAUGACUUCACAUUUGUGGCUUGGCUUUUUUGCUUUGUUUUCCUGAAGGUGGAGUGCUGGAAUCUACCGCUGGCUGUGGUACUGGAGCGAGAGGGUUCACAGGAGUAUUUGAAUCAAGGGUGGUUGAGCCCUUUGACCACUCCUACCUUGCCUACCACCACUGCACCCAACUUAACUAUGGACGACACUACCACACAUGCUAUAGCAGAGACCCAUUUCACUAUGGGUAACUAUGUCAUUUUAUCUAUGCCUACUCACGCUGACGACAUCUCUAACUUGUCAGCACUUCAAGAUCUCAUUCCUCAUGUCAAGAGUCUUCCCACUACCAUGUAG
This is a messenger RNA of Suillus clintonianus, 345 nucleotides long. RefSeq lists its product as uncharacterized. NCBI's taxonomy places the organism in Eukaryota, Fungi, Basidiomycota, Agaricomycetes, Boletales, Suillaceae. The coding region runs from base 1 to 345 and encodes 114 amino acids. The transcript has 3 exons. The record is from RefSeq and is a predicted model, not a curated record.